AUGGCCACGGGUAUCCUUAAAGUUAAAGGUAAUUCGGUCGUUGACCAGAAUGGACAAAGUGUUGUUCUGAGAGGAGCGGCGCUUGGAGGAUGGAUGAAUAUGGAGAAUUUCAUCACCGGUUUCCCUGGACAUGAAUCUCAGCACCGAGCUGCAAUGCGCAAAGUCCUUGGACAAGAAAAAUACGAAUUCUUCUUCGAUAAAUGGCUGGAGUACUUCUUUACUGAGAAAGAUGCGAAGUUCUUCGCUGAAGUCGGAUUGAAUUGUCUUCGACUGCCAUUCAACUAUCGCCAUUUUGAAGAUGAUAUGAACCCACGGGUAUUGAAGGAGUCGGGAUUCAAACACCUGGAUCGAGUCGUUGAUUUGUGUGCCUCCCAUGGCAUAUACACCAUCUUGGAUAUGCAUGCUGUUCCUGGUGGUCAGAAUCCAGACUGGCACUCUGAUAACCCUUCUAGCUAUGCAGCUUUCUGGGACUACCGCGAUCACCAAGACCGUACCGUGUGGCUGUGGGAGCAGAUUGUAUCUCGGUAUAAGGAGAAUCCCUGGGUUGCUGGAUACAAUCCUCUCAACGAGCCAUGCGACCCAGAGCAUGUCCGACUCCCAGCCUUCUAUACCCGAAUUGAGAAGGCUAUCCGUGCCAUUGACCCGAAUCACAUACUAUGGUUGGAUGGAAACACCUUUGCUAUGGAAUGGAAGGGAUUCGAUAGAGUCUUGCCGAACUCCGUUUAUGCUAUGCAUGAUUACUCCUCUAUGGGAUUCCCCACUGGUGAUCAGUACAAGGGAACACCAGAACAGAAAGAACAUCUGGAGCGAUCCUAUCUUCGCAAAGCACAAUUUAUGAGCGAGAAUGGCACUCCAGUUUGGAACGGAGAAUUCGGACCCGUAUACGCCAACCCUGACACAGAGGUAGACGCAGCAACCGUGAACCAAGCACGAUACAACCUCCUAGGCGAGCAGCUCCGGAUCUACGACAAGUAUUCCAUCCAUUGGUCCAUCUGGCUGUACAAAGAUAUCGGACUACAGGGUAUGAUCUAUACAGACCCACAAGGCAAAUGGAAUCGAACCAUCAAGCCUUUCUUGGAUAAGAAGCGAGCCUUCUGGAUCGAUAAAUGGGGUCAUAAUCCCAACCCGGAGGCUGAAGCCGCUCUGAAACCACUGAAUGAUUUGAUUGACCGAAUUAGUCCAUCUGCCACAUCAACCUAUCCCACAUCCUGGAACACGGACAUGCAUAUCGAGCGAAAUGUGUUCUGGACCUUUUUGGCAGCCUCCUUCUCUAAUGAAUUUGCAUCUUUGUUUGAGGGAAUGGAGGAAAAUGAACUUGAGGAAUUGGCGAGAAGCUUUCACUUUGAUGAGUGUCUACAGCGGGAUGGAUUAAACCACAUUUUGAAGGAACAUGCACGAGUUUCGAAGUGA
This is a messenger RNA of Penicillium malachiteum, 1410 nucleotides long. Its product is annotated as glycoside hydrolase family 5 protein. NCBI's taxonomy places the organism in Eukaryota, Fungi, Ascomycota, Eurotiomycetes, Eurotiales, Aspergillaceae. Bases 1 to 1410 code for a protein of 469 amino acids. Gene Ontology annotation, cellular component: cell surface; extracellular region. Gene Ontology annotation, molecular function: beta-glucosidase activity. The record is from RefSeq and is a predicted model, not a curated record. The transcript is spliced from 4 exons. Gene Ontology annotation, biological process: glucan catabolic process.